Diversispora eburnea is the source of this 3219-nucleotide messenger RNA. Lineage: Eukaryota; Fungi; Glomeromycota; Glomeromycetes; Diversisporales; Diversisporaceae. The record is from the annotation of a GenBank genome assembly.
AUGGCUACAGAGGACAUUCGACGACCUGCAACUUAUACUGCACCUAGUGAGGUGUUUGAAGAUCUGGUAGGUGACGACGAAGAAAUUGAUCCUUUUAAACAACGGACUGGUUCACGUCGUAUAAUUGAUAGACAAAAUGAAUAUCAUGCGCGAAUGUUUAAUCGAGUUAUUUCACCAGAAAGAAUGGAUCCCUUCGCCGAAGGUGACGUUAAAGGUGACACCCGUUCCUACGCUGACGUGAUGCGAGAACGUAGAUGGGAUAUGGAAACUCCUACAGUAGAGGAUUCAAAAUCAAGUUCCGAAUGGUCAAGAACUGAUGAUGAAACAUCUUCUGUUUCAAAAAGUAGAUGGGAUGAAACUCCUCGAACUACUGAUGACGAAAUGGAUACACCUCGUAAAAGGAGUAGAUGGGAUGUUACUCCUCAAGUUUCAACUAAAAAAUCGAGAUGGGAUGAAACUCCUACUCAUCCUACUGUACAAAUGGCUCAAAGAUGGGAAAAAGAUUUAGAUGCACGUAACCGACCUUUAUCAGAUGAAGAACUUGAUGCGAUGUUCCCAGCAACUGGUUACAAAAUAUUAGAACCUCCAGCUGGUUACGUUCCCAUUCGAACUCCGGCUCGUAAAUUAAUGGCAACCCCAACUCCUAUGGCAGCUGAUGGAUUUGUAAUGUUAGAAGAAGAUCGAAAUCAAACUUAUGAUUUACCUGCUGAAAUUCCUGGUGUAGGAAAUUUACCUUUCUUUAAACAAGAAGAUAUGCAACAUUUUGGUAAAUUAUUAGAUGAUAAAGAUGAAAGUGAAUUAUCAGUUGAAGAAUUAAAAGAAAGAAAAAUUAUGAGAUUACUCUUAAAAAUUAAAAAUGGAACUCCACCCAUGAGAAAAACUGCUCUUCGACAAAUUACCGAUAAAGCAAGAGAUUUUGGAGCCGGACCACUAUUUAAUCAAAUUUUACCUUUAUUAAUGUCCCAAAAUCUUGAGGAUCAAGAACGUCAUUUAUUAGUAAAAGUUAUUGAUCGUAUUCUUUAUAAACUUGACGCACUUGUUCGUCCUUAUGUUCAUAAGAUACUUGUUGUAAUUGAACCUCUCUUAAUUGAUGAAGAUUAUUUCGCUAGAUGCGAGGGUCGUGAGAUUAUUAGUAAUUUAAGUAAAGCUGCUGGAUUACCAACUAUGAUUGCUACCAUGAGACCAGAUAUUGAUCAUGUGGAUGAAUAUGUUCGUAAUACUACAGCUCGUGCAUUCUCAGUCGUGGCAUCAGCUCAUGGGAUUCCGGCACUUCUUCCAUUUUUGAAAGCGGUAUGUAAAAGUAAAAAAUCUUGGCAAGCUCGACACACUGGUAUUAAAAUUGUUCAACAAAUUGCUAUCUUAAUGGGAUGCGCUGUUUUACCACAUUUGAAAAAUUUGGUUGAAGCUAUUGCUCAUGGUCUUGAGGAUGAACAACAAAAAGUUCGUACAAUUACUGCCUUAGCUAUUGCAGCAUUAGCCGAAGCAGCCGCUCCAUAUGGUAUAGAAUCAUUUGAUUCGGUUCUUAAACCAUUAUGGACAGGUAUUCGUAAACAUCGUGGAAAAGGACUUGCCGCAUUUUUAAAAGCUAUUGGUUACAUUAUUCCUUUAAUGGAUGCUGAAUAUGCUAAUUAUUAUACUAAGGAAGUGAUGAUCAUCUUAAUUCGAGAAUUUCAAUCACCCGAUGAAGAAAUGAAAAAGAUUGUUUUAAAAGUUGUAAAACAAUGUGCUGCAACGGAUGGUGUUCAACCUCAAUAUAUUAAAGAAGAAAUUCUACCGGAAUUUUUUAAAAAUUUUUGGGUUCGACGUAUGGCACUUGAUCGUCGUAAUUAUCGUCAAGUGGUAGAAACCACGGUAGAAUUAGCUCAAAAAGUUGGAGUAACAGAAAUUGUGGGUAGAAUUGUUGAAGAUUUAAAGGAUGAAUCAGAACCUUAUCGAAAGAUGGUAAUGGAAACCGUGGAAAAAGUUGUUAGUCAAUUAGGAGCAGCUGACAUUGAUACACGUUUGGAAGAAGUAUUAAUUGAUGGUAUUCUUUAUGCAUUCCAAGAACAAACUGUAGAAGAUAUUGUAAUGUUAAAUGGAUUUGGUACCGUGGUAAAUGCUUUGGGACUUCGAGUUAAACCUUAUUUACAACAAAUCACUUCAACCAUAUUAUGGAGACUUAAUAAUAAAUCCGCCAAAGUUCGUCAACAAGCGGCGGAUUUGAUUUCCCGUAUAGCAGUUGUAAUGAAAACUUGUGGAGAAGAAAAACUUAUGGGACAUCUUGGUGUGGUACUUUAUGAAUAUUUAGGUGAAGAAUAUCCCGAAGUACUUGGAUCCAUACUUGGGGGAUUAAAAUCGAUUGUUAAUGUUAUUGGAAUGUCUAGUAUGACACCUCCCAUUAAAGAUCUUUUACCACUACAAGAAUCAUGUAUUGAUUUAGUUGGUCGUAUCGCCGAUCGAGGAGCGGAAUUUGUUAGUGCACGUGAAUGGAUGCGUAUAUGUUUCGAAUUAUUGGAUAUGCUUAAAGCUCAUAAAAAAGGUAUUCGACGAGCCACCGUAAAUACAUUUGGUUAUAUAGCCAAAGCCAUCGGACCUCAGGAUGUAUUGGCUACCCUACUUAAUAAUUUGAAAGUACAAGAACGUCAAAAUCGAGUUUGUACCACCGUGGCAAUAGCCAUUGUUGCAGAAACCUGCGCACCGUUCACUGUUUUACCUGCUUUAAUGAAUGAAUAUCGAGUACCGGAAUUGAAUGUUCAAAAUGGUGUAUUGAAGUCUCUUUCAUUCUUAUUUGAAUAUAUCGGAGAAAUGGGAAAAGAUUACAUUUAUGCCGUAACACCAUUAUUGGAAGAUGCAUUGAUGGAUCGUGAUUUGGUUCAUAGACAAACAGCUUGUACUACAGUAAAACACAUGUCACUUGGUGUUUUUGGACUUGGUUGUGAAGAUGCACUUUUGCAUUUAUUAAAUUAUGUUUGGCCAAAUAUUUUCGAAACUUCACCUCAUGUUAUAAAUGCCGUGAUGGAAGCGAUUGAAGGUUUAAGAGUUGCUAUUGGACCUGCCACAGUUUUACAAUAUACUUUACAGGGAUUAUUCCAUCCAGCUCGUAAAGUUCGCGAAAUAUAUUGGAAAAUAUAUAAUAACUUAUAUAUCGGUGCGCAAGAUGCAUUAAUUCCUUAUUAUCCUCGAAUAGAAGAUGAUGAAAGAAAUAAUUAUGAACGAUAUGAAUUGUCGAUGUGGCUUUGA